Messenger RNA from Larimichthys crocea (large yellow croaker), 1943 nucleotides. RefSeq names its product ribosomal RNA processing 36 (gene rrp36). The transcript has 9 exons. Lineage: Eukaryota; Metazoa; Chordata; Actinopteri; Sciaenidae. Bases 202 to 1248 code for a protein of 348 amino acids. Gene Ontology annotation, cellular component: 90S preribosome; nucleolus. The record is from RefSeq and is a predicted model, not a curated record. Gene Ontology annotation, biological process: maturation of SSU-rRNA from tricistronic rRNA transcript (SSU-rRNA, 5.8S rRNA, LSU-rRNA).
CGUGCUUUGUUUAUCUUCCUGUCGCGCAGCCGACAUGGACACACGUGGAUAAUGCAGCUCAGCAAAAACAGGACUUUAAUAACACCUUGAUACCAGACUACAUGACUGAUCGGUGACCACACAAGAUCUUUGACCAGGAGGGAUCCACAGCAAGUCUGUCUGCUCUCCAAACUGCCUAAAUCUUGAGCCACAGACACUGAGAUGAAGGGGAAAGGGAAACAGCGGCUGGAGCUGGCAGCCUCAAAGAGGAAAAAUGUGGAGGCGAGCAGCAGUGAUGAUGAAGACUCUGAUGUGGAGAAGAACUUCGCCCUUCUCACCGAGAGAGGGGGAAGAGGAGCUGAGGAGGGAGAGCGGGACCAUGUAGGAGAGGACGAGGACGACUUCGGCGAUGAUGACGAAGAAGGGUCUGAUGGUGGUAAUGAAGAAGAGGAAGACGAGGAGGGAUCUGAUGCUGGUGAGGAAGAGUCUGAUGCAGAUGAAGAAGAAGAGGAGGCUGAGGCGGGAGGAGACAGUGAUGCAUCGGAGGAAGAUGAUGAUAAUGCGGAUGAUGAAGGCCCAGAGAAUGCUGGUUGUAGCGGUGAGAUCCAAACAAGGGAAGACAUUAAAAACGAACUUUCCCACAUGUCCUUUGAGGACAUCUUGAAGCUGCAGAACAAAGUGGGAACCAAAGUUUACAACGAGGUUGCCUACGGCAGCAACAAGAAUACAGAGACCCGCAAAAAGAAACGUCUGAACAAGAACAGGCCGGUGGAAAUUUCAGCCAAGAGACCAGCUCCAUUCCUCCGUCAGGUCGUCGCUGUCAAGAAACCAACGUUGAGAGAUCCUCGAUUUGAUGACCUUUCUGGAGAAUACAAACCAGAGAUUUUUGAGAAGACGUAUAAAUUUAUUAAAGACAUCAAACACAGAGAGAAAGAGAUCAUCCAGAAGCAGCUGAAGAGGACACAGAAGAGCAACACGAAGAAGGAGAAACUGCAGUUCCUUCUGAAGAGGAUGGAGAACCAGGAGCGAGCGAGUAAGAGCCGAGAGGAGCAGAGAGAGAGAGAGCUGCAGUUCAAGAGGCAGCAGAGAGAACGAGCCAGUCAGGGCGCACGACCGUUCUUCCUCAAGAACUCCGAUAAGAAGAAACUGCAGCUGGCUGAAAAAUACCAGGAGCUGAAGAAGAGCGGCAAACUAGAAAACUUCCUGAGUAAGAAGAGGAAGAGGAACGCUGGGAAGGACCGCAGGAAGCUGCCCAAACAGGCUGCAUGAGGCGUCCUGGGGCACAAAAACACCUGAAGAAGAACCUGCUGAGAGCUGGAUGGAAACAUUAAAAACUUUUGGUCCUUCAGUGUGUCGGCUGUAGUGACCUGUCUCAGCCUGCUGGUGGAGCCACAGACGUUCUGACUUUGAGUUUAUGAUGUUGGAUGGAAGUUGUGAUCCAACAUCUGGUGUCUGUCAUGUUUAUUUCACUGUCAAAGUUACAUUUUCUUCUAUUGAAAAAAACAUCUUUGGUGCAUUGAAUGAACCUCAGACAUCCCAACAUUCAAAGCAUCAUUUUGAUUUUGAACCUCGAAAUUAAUUCUCAAACUGCAAACAAGGUGGAACUGCAAACAAACACUGAAAUCUCAGAUGUCAGAGCCCAUGAACGUCAGUGAGAUCUGCUGUGUGUCAGUUUGAGGAAAAUCUAACUUUGACCAAAUAAAGUAAAUAAACAGUGACUGUGAACUGAAACUAAUGGUUGUCUGGAAGAAAAGGAAUCAGAUAUUUGAUGUUUGUGUGACCUAUGAGGAAGUAGACUUUACACCAAUUUGUCCUUUUGAUUUAGUUUUCACUGAAACUGGAACUUAAAAUGUCAGUCGAGUGUUCAGCUGUACAGAUGUGAUCGCUGAAAACAUCAGAAACUCUGAUUUAUAUUCAACCUUCAAAAUGUUUUUGUUUUUUUAAUAAAAUUAUAUUUGUAUGUG